GGCACAGCAGCGCUCUAGUCAGUCAGUCAGAAGCUCAGCGUUUACGUCCAAACCUGCACAUGCUCCUCUGACGCUCCUCUGCAUGGCCACUGAGCCUCAGGAUGUACUUAAUGAUCACAGCAAUGAAAGCUCAGAUUGAGAGUAUUCCCUGUAAAAUCUGUGGAGAUAAAUCAUCAGGGAUUCAUUAUGGCGUAAUAACCUGUGAGGGAUGCAAGGGUUUCUUCAGGAGGAGUCAGCAGGGCACUGUGUCAUAUUCAUGUCCUCGGCAGAAGAGCUGUCUGAUCGACCGUACCAGCAGAAACCGCUGCCAGCACUGCCGUCUGCAGAAAUGCUUAGCAGUGGGCAUGUCAAGAGAUGCUGUGAAGUUCGGGCGCAUGUCUAAGAAGCAGAGGGACAGUCUGUUCGCAGAGGUUCAGAAGCACCGUCAGCAGCAGCAGGAGGAUAAAACUGGUGAUGAGUCUGAGAAGAACCAGGAAAGUCAAGCUCCAGGAGAAGCAGAACCGCUCACACCCUCAUACGCCCUGUCCAGCAACGGGGUCACAGAGAUCCCUGAUGACCUCAGCGGAUACGUCAACGGCCAGACCCAGGAGGAGGGCAAGGCAGACUCGGCCAUCGGGGGAUUUUACCUGGACAUUCAGCCCUCUCCAGACCAGUCGGGUCUAGACAUGGAUGGCAUUAAACUAGAACCUGUGUGUGACCUCAGCUCAGACUCUGGCCUAGAUCAAUACUGCUGCUAUAGCAAUGGAGAUGCUUCACCUCCUCAUGAUGAUUUAGAACAUCUGUCAGAGAACAUCUGCAAGUCUCACCUGGAGACGUGCCAGUAUCUUCGAGAAGAGCUUCAGCCCAGCAACUGGCAGACAGUCCUACAGAACAGCCUGGAGGCGUACCAAAAAAAGUCUCAGGAGGACAUGUGGCAGCUGUGUGCGGUGAAAGUCACUGAAGCUGUGCAGUAUGUGGUGGAGUUUGCCAAGCGCAUCGAUGGAUUCAUGGAGCUCUGUCAGAACGAUCAGAUCGUGCUGCUCAAAGCAGGUUCUUUAGAAGUGGUGUUUGUGAGGAUGUGCCGGGCGUAUAACUCCCAGAACAACACUGUCUUUUUUGACAGCAAAUAUGCAGGGCCGGAGGUCUUCAAAGCAUUGGGCUGUGAUGAUCUUAUCAGCUCUGUGUUCGAGUUUGCUAAGAGUCUGAACUCUCUUCAGCUCAGUGAAGAUGAGAUCGGCCUGUUUUCAGCAUAUGUGCUCAUGUCUGCAGAUCGCUCCUGGCUGCAGGAGAAGACCAGAGUAGAGAAACUCCAGCAGAAGAUUAAGAUCGCCCUGCAGAACCUCCUGCAGAAGAACCAGAGGGAUGAGGGAAUUCUAACAAAGCUUGUCUGUAAAGUAUCCACAGUUCGGAUGUUAUGCCGUCGCCACAUGGAGAAACUGAGUGCAUUCAGAGCUCUUUACCCAGAAAUGGUUCACACACGUUUCCCUCCACUCUAUAAGGAGUUGUUCGGCUCAGACUUUGAGCAGAUUCUGCCUCAGGAGGCCUGAUAGAGACUUAAUACUGCACAGAUUCAGAGAAAGAGAGAUAAAAAGAGAGAGAGAGAGAGAAAGAGAGAGAGAAAGAUAAUACUAACAUGCUGACAAGAACUCUUAAGCUCACUUCAGCCUCAGUUCAUGUACACUGCAUUCUCACAAAGCAGUCCAGCCACACUUUGCCCCAACGGGACGGUCUGAAGAUGCAUAAAAAACUAACAAACAAACAAACUUGUAACAUGCAUCCAAGCGUUCUUCAAUGCUCCAGCGUAAUCUUUCAGUCUCCAGCUCUGACUGCAUGAGGACACGCCCACUGCGUUUGACUGACACACAGCGCCCUCUAGUGGCAGCUGUAAGGAAAUGAACGUCUGGAGCUGUCUUUCUUUUCUCCGGUGGCACAAUAAAACAGCCCAUGUUGGUGCUACCAUCACAGCACUGCCCUUUACCAACCUCUUCCACACUUCCAGCAGGGACAUCGAUUGGCAAAACCACUGCCCAGCCCAAGGAGAAGACGCUCGCUCGCAUGACAUGGGACUCAAACUAAGAGACCUGAAUCACUCUCAUCACCAUCAAAAUGACAUAUUCUGAGGCAGUGAGCUCAAACACGCGCAUAUAUGCUUGUUAGUUAAAUCAUGCAAUGUAUGAUGUAUAGAACCUAACGAAAGGUAGCACUUUGUGUUUUUCCCAGCAAUAAACGAUUUCAGUUCAAUUCGUGGAAAAAAGCUGAAGGAACAUGCUGUUGUUUUAGGUCGGUGAGAUCUGAAAUACUCGUCUGUGUUUUCGUUAAAACUGUUAAAGCCAGCUCGUUUCGUCUAGCCGGUGGUGCGACGCCCUGUUGUGCCAUAGUGAUUCUGUAAUUAGAUUUCCAUCAAAGCGAGAGAUGAUGGACAGAUGAGGGGCAUGUGUUGACAUUCCAGGGGAUCUAGCGGUUCGUAUUAAAUGUCAUGGGGAUGAAGGUGGUUGGUGUUGUUCCUAACUGACCCUUUUUGAGAGACGUCUAGAUGUGUGUGUGUUUUAUUUCUUUGCACCUAAUAAUGCAAGGACGAGUUGAGAAAGUCACUUGUGUUUUUCAUUCUUUCUUUAAUUUGCAGUGGUGUACACAGGCUUGUUUUUUAAAAGAUGUUCUAGUUUUGUGUCGACACUUUUGUGCCCCAACACUCGCAUUUGAACCAAAUUGAAUGCAUUUAGCACGCAGCCUACGUACAAGAACAAGCAAUAACCUUAGUAAAGAUCUAACAUCUUCGUUUUGUGUUUUUGUAAGGGCUGGCACUGUAAUAUUUAUACAGUAUUUACCUGUAGUAUUCUUGUUCGUACCUGUUCCGUGAAAGACAAUCCAUCAAAUAUCUGACCUCAUUAAUGGGUAUUUUGAGACUGCUCAGGGAAAACUAUUGUUUUAUAGUUGAGGAGGUGAGUGAACGUGUCCGAAACUGCAAGGAGAGUGGUUUGAAAAAAAUAAUGUGUAAAAAUAAUAAUAAUAUUAAUGAAAUAUUGUGAAAUUGUCCUCUUUGAGCAUCAGGGUCAGGUGUGUAAAUGAAGAUUUAUCCAAAACAAUUCUGAGCAGAAAGCAAUAAUAAUGGCAUAAUCAUGUUUUGAAAAUGAAAACUGCAUGCAAAUGCUUUAAAAGCAGAACUUUGUCAUGUGUUUUUGUUUGUUUUUUUUUUAAAAAAACGCUAGGUUUGGCCUUUUCCGAUGUUCUGAUGUCUUUGUUCUUUUGUUUUUUGGCCUGUGUAUUCUCUGUGAAUAUCUUUUUAGCAAUCCUUAAUCCCACUCUCUGUGCUGGUUAUAUCUAACUUUUCGGUUGGCUGUUGAACAAGUAUUAUGGCACUUAAAUGGUUAGCGAAUUCAUUUCUUAGGCCCAUCAAUUAACCGCAUUGGUUUCUGACCUUUUAAAGGUUCGCUAAGGAUCCUAGCUGUUUCUUAUUAUUAUGACAUGUGUAACGUGUGGUGUUAUCUGUGUGCUAGUCCAGAGGCCUGGAAUGUUCUUUCUUUAAUUUGCCAAUUAUCCUUUAAAUGUCCAUCACUAAGGCAGUAUUGUAUUUUCCUCUUGCUUUGGUUUUGGGGCAUGAGUACUUAAUCUUUCUAUGUAUAUGUUAAGGCAAGAGUAUCACAGUGACACAGUCCCUUUUAAGGUUGUCAUAUUUUCACUGACAAAUGACCAAAUGUUUUGUAUGAUAUACACACACACACACCGUGAUAUGCUAAUUUGUGAGUAAUGCUAAUCAUUUGAGUGGAUCACACAGUUUUUACUGAAGAAAAACUUCCUUUUGUUUUGGCAGACUUUGGGUUUUUCCUCUGUGCGUUUUCCAUCCUUGAAUUUUAACAGACUAAUGAACGGUCUUCUUCUGUUUUAAUCCACAAGCACUCUUCAACUAGUUCUCCAGUAGAUCUGUAGAAAUAGUCUAUUUCUUCCUGUUUGUUCGUUUUGAGGUAUUUUGCCUUUGUUUUGUAUAUACACCUGUACAAAAAUGCAAAAGUAUUGUUUUCUUUGAAAUACGGUUUUCAUCUAAUGUUGUGAUUUUUGUAUUUAGAGGUUUAACCCCCUAAAUUACUUUUAUUAAAAGCGCAUGUCACACAUUGACAAAUGGUGUGUUGAACGUGCUGAUAACAAUAAAAGAAAAAUCCCACAUCUUGUCAUGAAAA
Molecule: messenger RNA, 4151 nt
Organism: Danio aesculapii
Lineage: Eukaryota; Metazoa; Chordata; Actinopteri; Cypriniformes; Danionidae
Gene: rorab
Product: RAR-related orphan receptor A, paralog b
Exons: 10
Coding region: 102-1526 (474 amino acids)
Biological process (GO): regulation of transcription by RNA polymerase II
Cellular component (GO): nucleus
Molecular function (GO): RNA polymerase II cis-regulatory region sequence-specific DNA binding; zinc ion binding; nuclear receptor activity
Source: RefSeq, a predicted model, not a curated record